Messenger RNA from Didymella exigua CBS 183.55, 990 nucleotides. RefSeq lists its product as uncharacterized. The transcript has a single exon. The coding region runs from base 131 to 733 and encodes 200 amino acids. Lineage: Eukaryota; Fungi; Ascomycota; Dothideomycetes; Pleosporales; Didymellaceae. The record is from RefSeq and is a predicted model, not a curated record.
CGCGCCUGCAAUCAGACAUCCUUUCCUCGUUUUCAUUCUUGUAGGCUCUGGUAGCCCGGUUCGCAUUUGUUGUACACUUAUCACUCGUUCAUCUUCUGACAGCUCGAUACCCGUUUCCAUUUAUACACAAAUGCUGUAUACAAGCAUCUUCGCGGCCUGCGCUUUGCCGCUCGCCGUUGCAGCACCUCUCUGCACCCGCGAAAACAACACCACUUGUGGGACUGCACUCUGCAAUCUCAGCAAUGUCUCUCAGCCUACCAACGCUCUAACACCACCUUCUGCGGAUCUGCGCCUCGUUCUCAUCGCUCAUGGAGAGGGGACGCAAAACUACACCUGCGCAACACCGGAGUCCGCCCCAUCAUCAAUUGGCGCCAAAGCCGAGCUAUACAACGCCUCUUGUGAAGUCGCCAACCCCACUGAAGCGCAGAACAGCAUUAUCAGGGCACAGGCCAUUGGCAACCACUUCUUUGCGGAUCUCACGACCCCAGAAUUCGACAUCCCUCGCCUGGGUAACACCAAGUCGAAGAAGGUCGAGGAAGUUGAUGCACCAAACCCCAGCGCCGACAUCAAGUGGCUCAGGCUGCAGGCACAGACCGAUGGCUCUACUAGCGACGUCAAGUUCAUCUACCGGCUGAACACCGUCGGUGGACAUGCACCCACCAACUGCGAGGGUAGAGCGGAAGGCGAGGUUGUUACGGUGCAAUAUCAGGCACAGUACUGGAUGUAUGCGUAAGCGUGAUGAACCUGACGGUUUUAAGCGGUGCUGGAAAGGGUGUCCACGAUUUCUCAUUUCAGUCAAUGUUGUAUAUUUUCGGAGGUGUAGCUUCGAGUUCAGGUUUGGUGGUGUGAAGUAGGAAGUCAGUCAUAAUUGGAGACAUUUGAGUAAGGAUUUGCACACAUAGCGCCCUCCAUUUGCUGGCAAACUUGCUUGCGUUGUCGGGGUCUUUCGCACGACAACGGCCGAACUCAACUAGUCUAAAAGAAGGAAAG